AUGUCCAGAUCCGGGGACAGGACCUCCACCUUCGACCCCAGCCACAGCGACAACCUGCUGCACGGCCUCAACCUGCUGUGGAGGAAGCAGCUCUUCUGCGACGUGACCCUGACGGCCCAGGGCCAGCAGUUCCACUGCCACAAGGCCGUGCUGGCCUCCUGCUCCCAGUACUUCCGAUCCCUGUUCUCCAGCGGCGGCGGGAGCGGCGGGCACCCCCACGCCUUGGGGCUGGGGCCCGGCUCCCAGGACGGGCUGGGAGGUCCGCCGAAGGAGCCGCCGCCGCCGCAGACGCAGGAGGAGCCCGGCACCCCAUCCUCCUCCCCGGAGGACAAGCUGCUGGCCAGCCCGCGGGCCAUCAACAACCUGGUGCUGCAGGGCUGCUCGUCCAUCGGGCUGCGGCUGGUGCUGGAGUACCUGUACACGGCCAACGUGACCCUCUCGCUGGACACGGUGGAGGAGGUGCUGUCGGUCAGCAAGAUCCUGCACAUCCCGCAGGUCACCAAGCUGUGCGUGCAGUUCCUCAACGACCAGAUCUCGGUGCAGAACUACAAGCAGGUGUGCAAGAUUGCCGCCCUGCACGGCCUGGAGGAGACCAAGAAGCUGGCCAACAAGUACCUGGUGGAGGACGUGCUGCUGCUCAACUUCGAGGAGAUGCGCGCCCUCCUCGACUCGCUGCCCCCCCCAGUCGAGUCGGAGCUGGCGCUCUUCCAGAUGUCCGUGCUCUGGCUGGAGCACGACAGAGAGACCCGCAUGCAGUACGCCCCGGACCUGAUGAAGCGCCUCCGCUUCGCCCUCAUCCCGGCGCCGGAGCUAGUGGAGCGGGUGCAGUCGGUGGAUUUCAUGCGCACCGACCCCGUCUGCCAGAAGCUGCUGCUGGACGCCAUGAACUACCACCUGAUGCCCUUCAGGCAGCACUGCCGGCAGAGCCUGGCCAGCAGAAUUCGUUCCAAUAAGAAAAUGCUGUUAUUGGUUGGAGGAUUGCCUCCCGGACCUGACCGGCUACCCAGCAAUUUGGUUCAGUAUUAUGAUGAUGAAAAGAAGACGUGGAAAAUACUGACAAUUAUGCCAUACAACAGUGCCCAUCACUGCGUCGUGGAAGUGGAAAACUUCUUGUUCGUGCUGGGAGGAGAAGACCAGUGGAACCCUAACGGGAAACACAGUACAAACUUUGUUAGCCGAUACGAUCCCAGGUUUAACAGCUGGAUACAACUUCCACCCAUGCAAGAGAGGAGAGCCAGUUUCUACGCCUGCCGCCUUGACAAGAACUUGUAUGUCAUCGGUGGAAGAAACGAAACUGGCUACUUGUCCAGCGUUGAGUGCUACAACCUGGAGACAAACGAGUGGCGCUACGUGUCUUCGCUACCACAGCCGCUGGCAGCCCAUGCAGGAGCCGUUCACAAUGGCAAGAUCUAUAUUUCAGGAGGUGUUCACAAUGGAGAAUAUGUCCCCUGGCUGUACUGCUAUGACCCUGUGAUGGACGUCUGGGCCCGAAAACAGGACAUGAACACAAAGCGAGCAAUCCACACUCUGGCUGUAAUGAAUGAUCGACUGUAUGCAAUUGGAGGGAACCAUUUGAAAGGUUUCUCCCAUCUCGACGUAAUGCUUGUGGAGUGCUACGAUCCAAAAGGUGACCAGUGGAAUAUCCUCCAGACUCCAAUUCUGGAGGGUCGCAGUGGCCCUGGCUGUGCAGUCCUUGAUGACAGUAUUUACCUUGUAGGAGGCUACAGCUGGAGUAUGGGAGCCUACAAAUCUUCUACUAUUUGCUACAGUCCUGAGAAAGGGACUUGGACAGAGCUGGAAGGUGACGUUGCGGAGCCCCUAGCAGGACCUGCAUGUUCGACUGUGGUAUUGCCGGCCUGCGUCCCGUACAACAAGUGAUGGGCCAGGAGCACUGACACGAACACUGAGUGCAUUUGGGAAAAUAAUGACGGGUGACGUAAAUAUUUUAUUAGAACAGAAUUCCUGUUAAAACAAAGCCACCAUAAUUGACCCCUCAUUCCAUGUUUAUGCUUUAGGAGCAAACUAAAAGAAAAGAAAAACCAAGUGUU
This is a messenger RNA of Serinus canaria (Common canary), 2048 nucleotides long. It is a transcript of the gene KLHL14, whose product is annotated as kelch like family member 14. Lineage: Eukaryota; Metazoa; Chordata; Aves; Passeriformes; Fringillidae. The transcript has 8 exons. The record is from RefSeq and is a predicted model, not a curated record. Gene Ontology annotation, molecular function: protein binding. Bases 1 to 1878 code for a protein of 625 amino acids.